Messenger RNA from Seminavis robusta, 3447 nucleotides. The record is from the annotation of a GenBank genome assembly. NCBI's taxonomy places the organism in Eukaryota, Bacillariophyta, Bacillariophyceae, Naviculales, Naviculaceae.
AUGGAAGAAGAAAGCAGCCGAAUUCCGACUGCCGAUGCGGCUGUGACUGCAACGACAGAAGCUGGCAAGGAAGACGACCCACCGCGAUUACUCAAGAGAACUGCAAGCUGUGACGACGAGAACGACACGCUGGACGAGAAUAGUCAUAACGGCAAGAACAAUAAUGUGGAUGAGAAGAAAGAAGAAUCGAGGCACCAAUCGGCGCAUACUAGUACCGGUACUCACAUCCAAAUGAAUGGCAAUGGCUUACCGGACUCGGACGAUUUGGGUUACAACGAUCCGUCUGGGUUGGACGCUCUGGAUGCCCUGAAUUCGUCGUCGUCGUCGUCGUCGUCUGCUCGAGAGGAUCUUCCGAGUGACCAGAGUCUGGGAAGCGACUUUAGCAUGGGAACCGGCGGAUACAUUGCCGAGGCCGACACGGUCGAUAGUGGGAAUGUCAAUGUCAAUAACAAACGAAUGUACCGGGUGGAAAGUGAGUUGACAGAAGCCAGUAAUACACAACACAGCAACGCCGAUUCGAUUGCCAGUUCCCCCGCAAAACAAGAAGAAGAAGAAGAAGAAGUUAUUCCAAGAAGAACCAGCGACAAUACUCCCCCCAAGGUUGAGACUGUAAAGGACGACGAUGACGAUAGUGACUCGUUCCAGAGCUGCAGCAGCGCGUUGCUGGAACUUGACGACAGCGACAGCGACAGCAGUGUCAUUAGCGAAUCCAUGAAUUUUUCCGAUAUUGGCCCUCGAAGUCGAAUAAUAGCAGAUCCCGGCGGCGGAAGUCGACGAGGAGGCGUACUGUCCCGGAAUGAGGCGUCUGGAAACUUGCGUCAAGCUCCUCGUGGUCCAACAAGUAGUAAAAGGACUACCAGAAGAGGCACUCGCGGUGGAAGAGGAAUGCCCACGAAACCCACAGCCAGACCGGCACCCACUAGAAUACCCCGAUCAGCGCGAAUAGAAACUGCGAGAGGACUGGGGUCUUCCCUACAUUCUAGUUCGAAUGAUGACACGCCAAAACGUCCCUCAUUUCUGCUAAAAAAAGCCGUUUCGGAACGAUUCAGCUUCAAAGCUGACAACGAGGAAGACACCAUUUUCAAACCCAGAUUCAAGCAAAAGAAAUUCCGAUCCAGAUCGAUGGAUCUCUCCGGGUCGGGGCGAAGCGACGAGGGGGGACCACCGAUUGUCCGGAGUGCCACCAAAAAUAGUUUCACCCGAUACUCGGUAGCCUUUGGGGCAUCUCGAGAACAAAACUUUUAUCAACCUACUGUCAUUCGGAAAAGCCGCAAAAUGGAUAUUCAGACGGGUGCCGAAACCUAUCGGGAAGUCAUUUGUCAACGCAUCAUUGAUUAUCCCGAUGCCAUGAAUCCAAACGAGCGACGACGGAAAACGGUCCUGCGAACGGGACCGGAUAUCCACAAACAAGAGUCCAUGCAUGGGCUGUACCUCGAACCCCAGUACAGGAUGCAUACCAGGAUACAGUCGAAUGCUGUAAGUCAUAAUAUGUCACGACGACAACAAUGUUCCAACAAUCCACUGCCAAAAUCUCACUCUGUUCGUUUGUCCAAUCGAAUCGUUUGCAACGGUGUUGUUGUGUUAGUUCAAGGAGCAAAUACAAUCCCAAUCGCACGAUUUGGAGCCGGGACCUUUGACGAGCUACUUGAUUUGGUCACUGCAAUCAAAGUUCAUUUGGGUGCUGCUGUCGGAGGCAGUGGCAUUCUUGGGAAUGAAGGCGGACUCUAUUUUAUCGAUGCGUAUUCUCUUUCUUGGACGACGUUUAGUACAGUGGGGUACGGUUUGGUGCACCCCGCGGUCCGAACCGAGUCCGACGAUAUCCAGCUCAGCUGUUCCUUCUUGACAACAAUCUCCGCUCUAGAAGCUUUUGUUGGUGUCUUAUUUGCUUCAUUUUGCGGGGCUGUCGUUGUUGGAAAAAUGACCAGAGCAAAAUCAACUGCCAGCGUACAAUUCAGCCAGCGUAUGAUCCUUAGGUUUGGAACAGGUGUCAUGUAUACGGAGGACGACGACGACCGGAUUGACGACCGGAAUGAAAAGCCAGUUUCCAAAGUCGAUACCGAACGCGCCUUCUUCCCGUGUCCUGUCCUGGAAUUUCGACUUGCCAAUACACUCUUCGGUGAUGACACGGGCGAGAUUUUGGACGCUAGAAUAAGUGUGGUUGGAAGUACUCUGGCAAACAAGGAACCGGACAAUUCCAGUACACGCACUGGCGUCAUGGGAACUGUCAUGAGCGGUGGACGCCCAAGUUUGGAAAUGAUAAAGGGGAUGGGUCAUUCCGCGAGUGUGUUUCUCCGCUCCAAAGUCCCGGUACGGUUUGGCGACAUUGACCAAACGUGGUCGACGGGUCGCGGUGCCUUCAAAUCAUCCAGGUCGGGCUUAUCAAGCAGGUCUGUCUUUGCUUCGUCUGGUUAUUUGAGUAGGACCAAGAAAAACAUCCUAUGGUCGUCAUCAAAGGGAUCACUUGCAAAUUCAACAACUUCAGCUGAUAUUGAUUCAAGCGAAAAGGUUAACCACGUGCUGAAGAGAGUUUCUACUAAGGGAGCAAGUAAAAUCGAGAGCGUGAUUGUAAAGAAGCGACUGUUGAGGACCGCUUCCGGUGAAGCCAUGGGGGAGAUAACAAUACCACAAAAGGCCCCGAAACGAAGGCACGCAAUAUGUGUCGAAGAAGAUCCCACUUCGGGGUUGUCGCCGAAGAAACUCUUCUCGGGUUUGAAACUCGAAUGCGACACGCAUCCUUUCCUCAAACGAGUGUGGACAAUUCGCCAUGUAUUGAACGCAGAGUCUCCGCUGCUGUCCGAAAGGGCCGUCCGUAUCAUCAGAGACUCCCGCGGUCGCUGGCCCACUGAAAUUUGCAAUCACACCUUUAUCCGCGAAAACGUUGAUUUCCAGCAGCUGAUUGUCUCUCUUUCGGGCACAGUGACAGGCACACGCGUGUACGGUCUUCAUGUGUACGACUAUCGCAACCUGCACGUCGGAUACACCUUUGCUCCCAAUCUACGGCGCUCACAACACGGCCGCUUGGAAGUUGAUAUAGACAGCAUCGACAACAUACGAGUACAACGAGGGGGUGGAGCUGAACCGAUCGAUAUUUACGAGUCGAGACCCAAUCGAGACGAAAACGCAACCAAAAAAGAGCUUGGUCGUUCGCGCCACACCGGACUGAGAAACCAACUGCUCAAAUAUGACCCAGGCGGCAGCUCUGACGCGUUGAGCCCCCAGUCAGACGACGACAGUGUUCCCCUCCAAACUGCUCGAAAUGUGCAAAAGAUUUCACUCGGAAGUCUGAACCGAGGUAUUACUGAAGAAUGCAGCAGCGACCUCGCUGACAGUUCAAUGUUUCACAGUCAGACAGCGCAUGGUCGAACUGGACCACUGAUGAACUCCGAUCCAGGGAUGCCAAUUUUCGACGACAGGCGAGCGGCUGCUAGGCGCAACUCAGUCGACUGA